This is a messenger RNA of Lottia gigantea (owl limpet), 639 nucleotides long. RefSeq lists its product as hypothetical. The record is from RefSeq and is a predicted model, not a curated record. Lineage: Eukaryota; Metazoa; Mollusca; Gastropoda; Lottiidae. The transcript has a single exon. The annotation marks the transcript as partial.
AACAACAUGUGUUUUAAUUUGUCAUCUACCAACAACUACCUAGUCUGUGAUAUCAACAUAUGUUUUAAUUUGUCAUCUACCAACAACUACCUAGUCUGUGAUAACAACAUAUGUUUUAAUUUUUCAUCUACCAACAACUACCUAGUCUGUGAUAUCAACAUGUGUGUUAACUUAUCUACCAACAACUUCCUAGCCUGUGAUAACAACAUGUGUUUUAAUUUGUCAUCUACCAACAACUACCUAGUCUGUGGUAACAACAUGUGUGUUAACUUAUCUACCAACAACUUCCUAGUCUGUGAUAUCAACAUGUGUUUUAAUUUGUCAUCUACCAACAACUACCUAGUCUGUGAUAACAACAUGUGUUUUAAUUUGUCAUCUACCAACAACUUCCUAGUCUGUGAUAACAACAUGUGUUUUAAUUUGUCAUCUACCAACAACUACCUAGUCUGUGAUAUCAACAUAUGUUUUAAUUUUUCAUCUACCAACAACUACCUAGUCUGUGAUAACAACAUGUGUGUUAACUUAUCUACCAACAACUACCUAGUCUGUGAUAACAACAUGUGUUUUAAUUUGUCAUCUACCAACAACUACCUAGUCUGUGAUAUCAACAUGUGUGUUAACUUGUCAUCUACCAACAAC